Closterium sp. Yama58-4 is the source of this 1935-nucleotide messenger RNA. The record is from the annotation of a GenBank genome assembly. NCBI's taxonomy places the organism in Eukaryota, Viridiplantae, Streptophyta, Zygnematophyceae, Desmidiales, Closteriaceae.
AUGCAGCGCCGCCGUAACCAGUCGCAAUCUCCCUCGUCUUCCCCCGGCCCUCCGCCAACCGUCCGCGCAAUGGGGACCCCUCCGCCAGCGCCUCUUUUAGGAGAGGCGGCGGAGAUGUCUUCGCGAAGCAGCAGCGCCUUAGGCGGCGGUAGUGGUGAUAGCACUGACAGCGGAGGUACUCGUGGGGGAGGGGGAGGCGGAAGCGGCGGAAGCGGCGGAAGCGGCGGAAGCGGCGGAGGCCGGGGUCCGGUGUUCACGCGCUCUCUGUCCACUAACUCCCCGACGUUGUCGCCCGUCCACCCCGCGUACUCCGCCGGAAAUUCCGCUCCCAGUUACCCGCCUCCUGCGUCCACCGCUUCCCCGCCUCUACCCGCGGCUCCUUCCGCCAAUGCUCCGCCGUCCGCCGCGCUCCCCGGCCCCGCGCUCCCCCCGCUGUCGUCGUCGCACGCGAGCAUGUUUGUGGGACAAUCGCGCGCCAUGAUGAUGCUGCUGGACCGUUGGACGGGCCGCGUCGUACAGGCGAGCGGGUCCGCAGUGGCGGCGGUGGGGCUGAGCCGCGAGCAGCUGGCGGACGUGUCGCUGCUGGACGUGGCGCAGGGCGUGCGCAUGGCGCAGUGGCGCUCCGCCGUCGCGGACGUCUUUGCGGGGGGCGAGGGGGGCACUGCUGUGCUGCGCUUCUCCCUGCCAGAGUCCCUGAGGGGUAAUCUAGCGGGCUACAGCGUGGACCUCACGCUACAGCCCUGCCGCCCCGUGCCCGACCCACGCGCUGUCGUCGGCACUCUCGCGCUCGUCCGCUCCUUCCCUGCUUCUGCUACUGCUGGCGCUGGAGUUGGUGCUGGUGCUGGUGGUGUUGGUGUUGGGGGUGGUGGGGGUGGUGGGGGUGGUCGCCUUCCUGUGCCUUCAUCUGCUGCUCGUGCCGGGGGCAGCAGCAUGGGUGGAGGGGGGGUUCCCGGUCCUGGUCCCCUGCCGUGUUCUGUCAGUGUGGACACUGCUGCUUCUCUUGCUGCCAUGGCGAAUCGGCAACACGUCAUGAUCCCGACCAGCGUCAGCGCCACAUCAGAUGAUAACGACGACGCCGACGGCAUGUCUUCCUCCGCUGCCGCUGCUGAUGGUGCCGGUGCUGGUGCUGGUGGUGGUGCAGGUGCAGGUGCUUCGGUGGGUGGGUCAAAGAAGCUGAUGCGGAAAUUCGCCUCUUUGCUCUCCGCAGGAGGGAAGGCUCCCUCUCGCCUAGCCUCGUCCCCAGGCUCGGAUAGCGGAGGCUCGGCGCCGCUGUCGCUUGUGAUCUCGGAUCAGUCCCCGUUUGACAGUGGUCCGGACAGUGGCGGCAGCAGCAAGGGAGGGGACGUUGAAGGCUUGGAGGGGGAUGAUGAAUCGGGCGGGGGAGGAGAGGACGAGGGGAGCGAGCUGGAGGAGAGUGUUGGAGAGGCAGGGGACGGGGGGGACGGGACCCCGGGGGAAGACGGGGCGGAAGGAGGUGCGGGAGGGGGCGAAGGGGGAGCGGGUUCGAGAGGAUUGGGCUUUAAGCCUCCUUUGGCACUGGGAGGAGGUGUGGGCGGGGCAGGCACAGGAGCAGCAGCAGGGGGAGUGGGUGUGGGUGUGGGUGUGGGGGGUGUGGGAGUGAGUGGAGGUGUGGGGGAGCGGGCAGCAAAGCCAGCGCGGAGGCGGUUUAUGGAGGUGCAGACGCCAGGGCGGGCCAUGUGGCGGUCGUCCAGCUUCAAGAGCGGACGCGACAGAGAGAAAGACGAGGCCGCGUCCGCAUCGCUAGCGGAACUGGGCGAGGGGGAGGUGCCAGCAGCAGCAGCAGCAGCAUCAGCAGCAGCAGCAGCGGCAGCAGUGCCGUUGUCGGUGGUGACGGCGGGGGAUUUGAUUCAUGGGACGUCUGCGCCUAGUAGUCCCAGGGCGAGCAAGGUGGCUGAAGGGAGUGCGAGGGUCUGA